AUGCAUGGGUCUUCAGCUGAAUCUACAAAAGACGAUGUUCAGGCGGAACGGAUGGGUCUCGGAUGCCCCAUUCACGCUCAACGGAACGAACAUAUCCGAAUGCACCAGCUACGUUUAUCUGGGUCGGGAACUGAACACGAUCGAGGAUGUAGUGAAGAAGACCAGAAACAUCCGGCUCUGUGCUCACCUUCCACCACACUCACCUCUUCAACACCACCGUACUUCCUGCUUAGACCUAUGCUUCGGAAACCUGGGCAUUUCGCAAGCAGGAAGAAAACGCGGUGA
Messenger RNA from Necator americanus (New World hookworm), 285 nucleotides. RefSeq lists its product as uncharacterized. Bases 1 to 285 code for a protein of 94 amino acids. The record is from RefSeq and is a predicted model, not a curated record. NCBI's taxonomy places the organism in Eukaryota, Metazoa, Nematoda, Chromadorea, Rhabditida, Ancylostomatidae. The transcript has a single exon.